This is a messenger RNA of Esox lucius (northern pike), 5807 nucleotides long. Its product is annotated as caskin-1. The record is from RefSeq and is a predicted model, not a curated record. Lineage: Eukaryota; Metazoa; Chordata; Actinopteri; Esociformes; Esocidae. Gene Ontology annotation, molecular function: protein binding. The transcript has 24 exons. The coding region runs from base 730 to 5157 and encodes 1475 amino acids.
GUAGUAGCACGCGCGCUCCCGGGGCCUACACUCGGCCGAGCCUUUUAACUUCGCAAUCUCGUUCAACCCCUCGCGACCGGUAAAAACUGGAAACAGACGGACACAUGCGUGUGCGCGCUUCGUUCGGUUCAACCAUCACUGCCCAGUCCCCACAUCAGCCAGGACAAGGGACUGAUUACAACUGGCGUGGCGCGCGCACAGCUGGCUCUUGUUGUUUAUGUAAUAGCCGUGUUUCUGGCACGAGCUGACGGUGACAUUAAAAUAUAUGCGUUGUAUUCGUUUUGAUGACGGAGCAGUUCAUGCUUUGAUUCCAGCGGAAUUUACCGGCGGGAAGUGGGAGGAGGGGUGUCUCCUGCGCUCCUGUCACAUGCACGCACAGCACGCACACAGCUCUGUGAAAUCGGCGCACGGAAAAUCUGUUGGAAUACGGUGCGUCUCGCACUCUUAACCUAUCUACUGUGGGGAGUCCGCGGGUGCGGACAGAGGGCAGGCGGGAGGGAUAAAGUCGAGAAGGUGCGGUUAUAACGAGAGUAGACGGUCGGUAUUCAGAGAGCGGGGAGCUGUUCUGAACAGUAGCCGCCUCGGAACAACCCAACCCCUGAAACAUCUACAGCUGUGGCCCGCUGACUGACAGAGGGAUGGACAGGAAGGAUUAACGUCGAGGGGGAGACAGAGAAGGAGAGAGAGGAGGGGAUAGCGGGAUAGAGACAAGAUAGCGGUCGAGAGAGGAUGGGUAAAGACCAGGAGCUCCUCCAGGCGGUGAAGACCGAGGAUCUACUUACAGCACAGCGGCUUCUCCAGCGACCCAGACCGGGGAAAACCAAGCUGCUGGGAACUGCCAAGAGGAUCAAUGUAAACUUCCAGGAUGCUGACGGGUUAUCUGCGCUACAUCAUGCAGCUCUGAGUGGGAACAAGGAGCUGAUAUCUCUUCUCCUCGAGUCUCAGGCCACUGUGGACAUCAAAGACCAGAAUGGAAUGCGGCCACUGCACUAUGCAGCAUGGCAGGGGAAGACUGAGCCAAUGAAAAUGCUCCUGAAGGCGGGAUCAUCAGUCAACAUCCAAUCAGACGAGGGUCAGAUCCCCCUGCACCUAUCAGCACAGCAUGGACACUAUGAUGGGUCUGAGAUGUUGCUCCAACACCAGUCCAAUCCCUGUAUCUCCGACACGGCGGGCAAGACGCCCCUGGACCUGGCCUGUGAGUUUGGACGAGUGGGGGUGGUGCAGCUCCUGCUUAGCAGUAACAUGUGUGCCGCGAUGAUUGAGCCGAAGCCAUCUGACCCAAACGGAAUCUCUCCUCUCCACCUUGCCGCCAAGAACGGUCACAUCGAUGUCAUAAGGUUGUUGAUCCAGGCUGGUAUUGACAUCAAUCGACAGUCUGAGUCUGGGACAGCCCUCCAUCAGGCUGCUCUCUGUGGCAAGACUGAAGUGGUACGCCUCCUGCUGGACAGUGGUAUCAGUGCGGGAGUUAGAAACACUCUGUGUCAGACGGCGCUGGACAUCGUUAACCAGUUCACCACUACACAGGCCAGCAGGGAGAUCAAGCAGCUACUCAGAGAUGCUUCAGCAGCGAUGCAGGUCAGAGCUCUGAGAGAUUACUGCAACAACUACGACCUGACCAGCCUCAACAUCAAAACAGGAGACAUCAUCACGGUUUUAGAGCAACAUUCUGAUGGGCGGUGGAAGGGGUGUAUCCACGACAACCGGACAGGAAAUGACCGGAUUGGUUACUUCCCUUCCAGUAUGGUAGAGGUCAUCAACAAGAGGCCGGGCCCCUCCCUUUCCCAGCAGAGUCACACCCUCCUGCUGCGUAGACACGCCCCCUGCCCCUCCCCCUGCCUCGUUACCACGGUGAAAGGACACCCCUCUCAUUUCCUUCCUCUGCCUCUUCCUCCGAAUCCACUUGUCACCCAAACCAUGCCCCUAUUCUCCUCUUUUGGCUAUACCUCGCUCCCUCUCUCUCCUCCUCACCUCUCCCCUCUCCCUUUUGGCCUCAACCCUCCUCCUCUCUGUCCUCCUCCUCUCUCCUCCAGUCUGGAGCAGCCAAGCCUGCAAGGUUCUCGGGGCUCUGAGGCCAGUCCACAUGGCUCCCCCACCCUCAGCCAACAGGGAGGGACCGACCAGGAUGUUUGGGUGCUACGGAAACCCCUCGCAGGUGGUGACCGCAGCAGUAGUGUUGGAAGCCUGGGUAGUGUUCGUUCCCUCGGCAGCGUCCAGAGUUCUGGAAACACACAACAUGCCCUGAACACGCCUCCUCUGGCCGCCGUAGCACACGCUACUAACACGCCUCCUCCAGCAGCGGCUGCACACGCUACUAACACGCCUCCUGGCAGUCUGAAUACACAUGGCCUCAAUGCUCCGGGUCUCCACGCGCAGGCGGAGGGAGUUAAGGUGUGUUCGUGUGUGUUUCAAGGGUGUGAGUUUCAGCUCCUAGCAACAGUCAUCUCCCAGUCAGUCAAGGCGAAGGAGCAUUUGUUGGAGCAGUCCAGAUCUUUGGAUCAGUCUACACCAGUUAAGAGACCACCUGGUUGUCCUCCUGAGCAGCGCUCCUUUGAUCGGAAGGCAGAGGAAGAUGCUAAGAGUGAAGCGGUAGUGACCUGGCUGACUGACUGUCAGCUGCAUUUCUACACCACUCACCUCCUGACCGCUGGCUAUGACCUUGACACCAUUAGCCACAUGACCCCUGAGGACCUAACAGCAAUCGGGAUAACUAAACCCGGCCAUCGUAAGAAGAUAAUAUCAGAGAUCAGCAAACUGCCAUCUGGUGACUGGCUGCCUGACCAGAAACCUGCCAGUCUGGCCCAGUGGUUGUCAUUGAUUGGUCUGAGUCAGUACUAUCAGGUUCUGGUGCAGAAUGGAUAUGAGAACAUCGACUUCAUCACCGAAAUCAGCUGGGAGGACCUGCAGGAGAUAGGAAUCAUUAAACUAGGUCACCAGAAGAAGUUGAUGUUAGCAGUGAAGAGGCUGGGGGCGUUACAGGGUGGAGAGAGGCAAUCUGAGCCCAGGACUCCUCCAUUAUCCACCCCUCCCCCCUCCACGCCUCCAUCCUUUACCCCUCCCCCCUCUACCCCUCCUCCCUCCAUUGGAAGGUGCCAGAAACCUCCCCUCGCCAAACCUCGGCCUGGGAUUGGUUCCUCAACACCACCCACCUCCCCACCUCACACACCCACCAAGGCACAUCUCUCCUCCCCCAAGGCUAGAGCCCGCCCUUCCACACAGCCCCUACCAACUGAAUCGCCAAUCCAGGAAGGGGUGUCAGUUCCUUUACUCUGCCUACCAAUGGAGGAUGAGCGUCAGCAAACUAACAGUCUAAUUGGCUACUCUGGGUGUGAAGCAGAUGCUCACUCUGUUCCAGACUCCGCCCCCAGAUAUGCUACUGUCUGCCGCAGCAGCUCGGCUCGUAGCCCCACUGCUAACGAUGCCCUUGUCAACCGCAGCCAAUCAUCAGUCACUCUGCGGCCAAGGAGAAAAGGACGGCCCCCAACUCCACCCAAACGGUCCUGUUCCUCUAUCUCUGGGGGUGAUGGACUAGGAGAGGGGUUAGGGGAUGGGCUGGUGGAGGGGCAUGGGGGGCUUCUGGGGGCAGGGUUAGGGGAGGGGUGGUUCAGAGAGAGAAGAGCGAGUGACUGUGGAGGUAUGGCAGAGAGAAGGAGAGAGGGGGAGGUGAGUCUGAUGAGGUCAGAGGGUGUGGGGGGGAGUGUCCGCAGCAUCGCCGCCAUGUUGGAGACGUCAAUGGGAGGAGCUGGGACAGGAGGGGGAGGAGCUAAAACCCUCCCAAGAACCAUGGGGGGCAGUGCCAGCUACCUCAACCCAUCUCAGGUGAGUCCGGCAGCAUUGCGUCGUCAGGCAGGGUCUGGUGGUCUGGGGUCCGAUGAUGACAUCAUGAAUCGUCGUCGGACAAUCAGCGGCCCUCUUCCUGACCAGACCGACCCUCAGACCGAGUCUCCACCUCCACACACAAAUCCAUGCCCAGAACCACGCCCAGAACCCCGCCCACGUUCCACGGUUGUUAUCCCAACAGCGGAGGGGCUUAUUACAGAUGGAACAGCAACCAUAAAUCGAAGGAGGAAGCCCCGCCCUCUACACUACUCUGACGGCGAGAAGUUCCAUUUGACAGAGACAGACACCAUCCGGCGACGCCCACGCAGCAGAGAGCUUUGCAAUGACCAACCAGAUGACAGCACUGGCAACAGCCAACCAGCGAUUAGCACUACCAGCAUCAACCAAUCAGCAAGCCGCACAUCUGGCAGCCUCCAACCAAGCAGCAGCCGGAAGACCAUUGACCAAGCAGAGACCUGCAGGCCAAGCUUUGACCAAUUGCAUCGUGGACUACUGGCCCCCCAGCAGCUGAACGGAGGGGUUGACCAAUCACAGCGAGUUGUUCUGCGAAGGAGGCCAGUUUCCGAGGCGGAGGUGGAGGCGGCCUCUCGGAGGGAGAACUGUGAUUGGUUAGAAGUCAGGAGCCCACUGAAGCCACCAGUUUCUCCGAAACCCUGGAUUGCUGUGAGGAGACAGCAGCCCCAGGACCCUCCAACCCCAACGAGGCGAGUACCCCUGCCAGGGCCCGAGGUCGACACUCCUGUGGAGCCAAGGCGGUUGCCUCCCCCGGUCUCCCCUAAACCCAGCCCUCCCCCCACCGCUCCUAAACCCACCAAGCCCUCUCUGUCCUCUCCUCUGUCCUCCUCAAGCCCUCUCCCUGUUUCAGACCUCCCUCACAACUCCUCCCCUGCCACCACCCCUUCCACGCCUCAGACCCCCUCCACUCCCGGCUCGACUCCCCACCCCAUCAAACCCCCCCGCUCCUCCAUUGCCGGGCUCUCUGUGGACCUAAUGGGAGGGAAGGAAGGUGAGGAGGUACUGAAAGAGGAUGGCAGAGAAGUAGAGAAGGUGGAGGUGGAUAGGAGAGCAGAGAGAAGGAGAGCAAAAGAAGUGGAGCAAGCCAAGGAGCAGAAUCCAGAAGAGAAGGAGGAGGAGCAUCAUCAAAGGCUGGAGGAGACCAGCGCCUCCCUAGCAGCAGCUCUGGAGGCUGUGGAGCAGAAGAUCAACCAGGACGACACACACAACCAUUGUCUUGUAGAGGAGAAGACAGUCAAUAUUCUGGAUGACAUUGGUAGCAUGUUUGACGAUCUGGCCGACCAGCUGGAUGCUAUGCUGGACUAAAGUUGCUACCGUUGCCGUGGCGAUCAACCCAGAGGUCCCCCUCGUACCCCAACUGUUCCAGGGUGCACUGUGGCUCCUGAUAGAACUAUUCCUGUGUGUUCAUCAUAGGGCUUUGGCCAACCAUGUUGAUGUUACUGUGGUGAUGUUACCGUGGUGAUGGGUGAUGGGUAUUCCCAAAGCAGGAAGUUGUUGAUGUUAGUAUUCUCCCUCCUCCCCUCGUAAUGGUCAAGGAGUUUUCUGAAAGCACAUAGAUUGACUGACAGACAACCGACAGACUGUGACCUAAUCCAGCAGACGGACAGACAAUGAUCUAAUAUAGUCAAUAUAGUCUGAUCUUAUAGGCGUUACAGAAACAGUUGAGAGGCCUACAUUCAUGUUCUGGAUAAGUUUCUCUCCUGCACUGUUCAACCAAUCCUAUAGAUGUUGGGCAUGAGUUAAAAUGGAGUGUUAACUUAUAAAUGUCCAAAAGGAGCAAUUGAGACAGACACUCUUUUAUUUCCCCUGAAACCCGAUCUUUCUACUGUGGGGCUCCAGAGGAUGAGUACAGACAGAAUAAGUUAAGCACAGAAAGACAGACAGAUAGACAAAAUGAGUAAAGCACAGAAAGACAGACAGACAGAAAGAGUUAAGCACAGAAAGACAGACAGACA